AUGCUCGUCGACUUUCAGCCGCCCGCUCCUAGUGACAAGUGCUACAAACUAGUAUGCCGCGCCAACGAUCUUUAUGAGCGUCAUCUCUAUACCGACGCUGCAGCCGAAUAUACAAAAGCCAUUCACCUAUCUGCACACGAGUGUACGAACGAAUUCUUGGCGUUACUUUACUCUAAUCGAAGUGCUUGUUAUUGGCAAGCAAAACACUAUGCUAAUGCGAGGGAUGACGCGAAUCGAGUCUUGGAGUUCUGGCCAACCUGGGCCAAGGUCACACUGAUGAAAUUGCGGCAGUUUGACGAAGCACUUACCUAUUACAAACGAGCUUUGGAAAAGGAUAAUCGAGCCAUGGGCCUGAAUAUUGUGCAAAUAAUGCCAGGACGCGACAUUGCCAUUAAACGCAACUUUCACAAGCCUAUCCAGAACCGUAUCUACGAGUUCGCCCAAGUGAUGCGUAAUAUUAUCUAUAUCGUUGCCGAUCUAGAAACAAAGCAUUGUGUAGUAGUGGAUGCGGCAAGGCAGUGCUGGGAUAUCGAUGGGAUUUUCCAGAUUGUUGAAGAGUACGGCUACCACAUUGUUGCUGCCGCAGUGACGCAUUACCAUUUUGACCAUGUUGGAGGAUCGCCUCCUCCACCCUACGACACCUUACCCAUCAAGAUUGCUGGCCUGGCCAACUUGUUGAAACGAUUACCCUAUAUCAAAGCCUAUGUGAAUCCACACGAUAUACCUUAUAUCCGCCAAGCGAACCCAACGAUUCCAGCGAACCGACUCGCAUCAACGUGUUCAGACGUGACAGAGACACUAGAGAUUGGCAAGACUCGGAUCCGGUUUUUACCGACGCCAGGACACACGCCCGGCUCACAAUCAUUGUUGAUCAACGAUUGUCGGUUAUUAGCGGGAGACACACUACUGUGUGGCUUUUGUGGUCGGACGGAUCUACAUGGCGGUGAUAAAAAGGUCAUGGAACAGACGCUAAGACAUACUCUCGGGCCAUUGGAUGACCGCGUGGUGGUGUAUCCAGGCCAUCACUAUGGCUCAGAAUGGUCGACUGUUGGAAUUGAACGCGACAAAGGUUGUUUGGGAGAUGAUCUUGUUGGUUACGGAACAAACAACAACAUCAUAUCGUCGUCGGCGUCGGCGUCGCAUGGAGCAAGUACACAUCAUGCCAAUGGAUCUUCCACAUCCUUAGCGUCUAAACUGAGUCGCUCGUGGUCAAGGAAUAAGCGAGCAGCAGCAUAA
This is a messenger RNA of Zychaea mexicana, 1236 nucleotides long. RefSeq names its product beta-lactamase-like protein. NCBI's taxonomy places the organism in Eukaryota, Fungi, Mucoromycota, Mucoromycetes, Mucorales, Lichtheimiaceae. The record is from RefSeq and is a predicted model, not a curated record. Gene Ontology annotation, molecular function: protein binding. The transcript has 4 exons. The coding region runs from base 1 to 1236 and encodes 411 amino acids.